UACAAAGCAGAUAUCAUGGCAACGUCAAGCUCAGUAAGUAAUACUUGGGUUUUAGAUUAUUGCACGAUAGAAAAUAAUAAGGCAAAAUGCGAUAUUUGUUCCUGGAAUUAUAAUCUUAUUCAAGAACAGUUAGACCAAAUAUGCACUCACAUAAUAUUUAAACAUAAAGAGAUUUAUCAGAGUAUUAGCUCAUCAUCAGCAAUCAGCUUUAGUUCAACAGAAUCGACGGAAGUUUAUACAAUAAAAAAUUAUGACGUCUACUGCAAUUUUUGUAAUCAAAUUUUUUUUGGAGAAAACAAAACGUUCCGUUAUAUACAAAAUCAUAUAACGAAAACUCAUUCAGUUGAAAUAAAUAAAGCAAAAGAAAUCUACAAAUGGCUGCAACAACAUUUUGGCGAAAAUAAUAUGGAUGCAAAAUCGUGUCGUUGCUAUUAUUGCAAUGAUGACAUUCCAAAUAAACCAGCAUUUUUAAUGUUUCAUUUGAUACAAGUGCAUGCGGCUAAAAUACCUGAGGCGAUCAGACCAACAGAAUUAUGGGGGUAUACUGCAGAUUGCAAAGAAUGGAUGUGGAAAUUUGUCACAAAAUAUUUAUUAACAAAAAAUGAGGAACAUGCAAAUUGCAAUAUUUGUGAUAAACGUUUAUCUAUUACCGUAGAUUACACAACUAUAAAUCGCCACAUAUAUAAUAAACAUAAAACAGAUCAUGGAAAACGGAUUUCAUUACAAGUUUUACGAAAAAAGAACUUUUUUUCUAUAGAAAACGAUCAAGCAAAAUGCAAUAAAUGUUCACAUAUUUGUUCUAUUCGUUAUAUUGAUCAAAACAAGGAACUGGAAAAUCAUUUAUCAAAUGAACAUAAAUUUGAUUACGCUCAAAUGAAUAAUUUUCUCAAUUGGCUAAAAUUUUAUCGAAAUGUAAUUUAUUUUCAAACAUUAGAAUGCAAUGCUUGCAAGAACAUUUCUAAUGACAAUUAUUUUAGUUUAAUGAAACAUUUUAUUGAAGAACAUCCAAUCAAAUUUCUCUUACAUGUAAUAUCAAAAAAGUAA
Messenger RNA from Nylanderia fulva, 1044 nucleotides. NCBI's taxonomy places the organism in Eukaryota, Metazoa, Arthropoda, Insecta, Hymenoptera, Formicidae. The record is from RefSeq and is a predicted model, not a curated record.